GAGUGUGUGCGUGCGAUGCGAGCGGACCGGAGCGACGACGGCAGUCGGUACGCGGACACUAGACACGUUGCGCGCUCGAUCCACCACCGGCCACACCGCCCCGGCGUCGUGCCAGACAUCGUGUCGCAGGGUCGAAACGAUAAAUUAACGUCGGGCCGACAAUACACGCACGGGCCUCGUUGUCGCGUCUGGAUCUAAAGAUGCGAUUCAUUUUGGAUACUGCAAGAACGAACUAAGAGAGGAGGAACGGUGGUGAUGAUUGGUGCGCCCAACCUUCGAAAUCCUGGACCUAACGGGACCUUGACCAAUGGCAGUAGAGCUUUUCAAUGCCACCCGGAAGGAGAAUCCGAGGCUACCAUAACACUCACGCUUGUCGGCUUGGGCAUAGUUGCAAACACGGUGCUUAUGGCCCUCAUAAUAUUCAACAAACAUCUGCGAAGGUGGUCGCAAGGACUAUUAUUCCACCAGGCGAUGGUGGACUGCGCGAGGGCGGCCAUAUUGAUACCGUUGGCGCACAGCCUCCUUUAUUGUGUGCCCGUGAAAAAAUGUAGCCUGGUCGAAACCGCGUUCCUGUUGCUGGUCACCGUGUCCACAAUAAACAUGCUGACCAUCGUCCUUAACGAUUCACCGGUGUUUCCGGAGGACGAUGAGGAAGACGGCUAUCAGGUGUCUUCGGUGCCACUGUUGCUGGACUCGCCGCAGUGCGUCGUGUUCGGCACGUUCAUGAUAUGGUUCGCGGCCAUCACCAUCAACCUGGGCCCGACAUUCAUGAGCGGCGCGCUGGCCGCUGGCGCCGAGGUGACCAGGGACAAGCCGGGCUGUCCGCUUGUUCACGGCCCGUUCCGGCACUACAUACUCAACGCCCUGUGGAUAAUCAUCAACCUGCUGUGCGUGCUGCUCACGCUGUUCCACUUGCGCAAGCUGCACAGGGACCUGACCAAGGCCAACGUGGAAGCCGUCAGGGUGGCCGGACUGGUAACCACGUUGGUAAACGUAACCGGCAACAAUUACUCGGACCCGCGACAUGCACCGAGGAGAAGUUUGGGUGCGGUGGAAGAGCACCAGAGAAUGCGCAACUACCUGUUGCGCAUCGAGAGGGAAGGCGUCCAAAAGGUUAAGAUGUUCGUGGUCAUCACUGCGGCGUAUGUGAUCUUCUGGGGACCACUAUUUUUCGUCACGUUGGUACAACACCCGUUAUCCGGCAAUCGUUCCGAUUACGAGGUGACGCUGCACGUGGCCAAUGGCCAUUCGUUCGUCAACGCCAUGCUGUUCCUGGUGCUGCACCGGGGACUCCGGCAAGCGGCCGCCGACGCUUGCUGCACCAGCAUGUCCACGGUGGCCAGAUGGCUGACGGCCGGGUGGUCGCCGGAACCGUACACGCUGGACGCAUCGGUGCCGGGCAUGUCGCCCGAGCCAGUGUUGGCCGCGCCGCCACCACCGCCGCCCACCAGUCUGCCGGCGUACACCAUUCGGCACACUUCGAUGAGGACUAGGCCGAUGAACCGUUUCCCGGGUGCGCACCACCGGGAUCUGCACUACGACUACCAUUCGUCGCAUCCCAACCUACACGACAUGUCGGGCAUCAACAUGGGUCGGUUGUACAACAGUCAUGAGUACCUGCCGAACGAUUACCGCCGAUACAACCACUACUACCAUCACCGGGAAACGCCACCGUGCUCGUCGCCCGAAUGAUUUUAUUUCGCGUCGUCGUCGUCAUCGUCGUCGUCGUCGUCGUCUCUCCCGCGUGUUCGUGUCGUUCCCGUUUCGCGGCCUCCGGGCCGUCGUCACCCGAAUAAAUCGUAAAAAUAAAAUCCAUAAAAAAUAAAUAAAUCUUCCGAAAUCAUUCUUCCGCGCGCGAGCGCGUCUAGGACUUAGGAGGCGGCUAUGGCGGCGGUGGCGGCGGUGGCACAGUGUCGGAGGUGGCGGGCGGUUCGGUCAUAUAAAGCGCCACCCCCCCCCCCCACCCCAGACUACGAGGGGAUAUUUCACCCGCCCACGACUCUGACCGCCCUCACGACUUUGGCGGCGGCGGAUAUCGAACGAACGACCGCGACGGACCGACCUAACGGCGGCGAACCGAAAAUCCGCUCGCGGAACGACGUGGUCACAAAUGCACGCAGUAUUAUAAUUAUACGUACACUGCGAUACCAUAAUUAUUAUACCAUAUCGUCUUUACGUCGUACGAUAACACUGUCGCCGCGUAUUUAUAAUAAUAUAAUAUACCGACUAUACGACCAAUAUUUACAAGUAGGUAUUAGGUGUGUGUGUGUGUAUAGGUAUGUAUAGAUAGAAUAUAUGUUAUGCAUACCUAUUACCUAUUUAUAUCAAUCUUCGCGGAGUCUCAUAUCGUCCCGCUCGUUUGUUUUUCGAAUUUAUCUCACACGCCGCGCCACCGCCAUCUCGGACCCCCCUCCCCCCUUUUCGACGCCACCCUCGUGUGUCCCGCACUCAACCACUUUGGCCUACUUUUCGACAACCGUCGCCGUCGUCCCCGGAAAUACCGCUCACCGGGCGCUCAGCCUGUUUUCGAACAUAAUAUACGUUUUUGUGCUAGCACGUUCUCAUCAUUAUUUUUUACUUUAUUAAAUACAUUAUAUUAUAUUAUAAAAAAAAAAACCAUUACCAUUAUUAUUAUUAUUAUUAUUAUUAUUAUUGUAUGUCUAUUAUAUUGUGUCCAUGAUUUACGUUUUUUGUGAAACAUCAAAGUAAAACAUCUAUAUCUAUAAACACUUGAAUCCAAUCUAUAA
Metopolophium dirhodum (rose-grain aphid) is the source of this 2747-nucleotide messenger RNA. RefSeq lists its product as uncharacterized. The record is from RefSeq and is a predicted model, not a curated record. Gene Ontology annotation, molecular function: peptide binding; G protein-coupled receptor activity. Gene Ontology annotation, biological process: G protein-coupled receptor signaling pathway. NCBI's taxonomy places the organism in Eukaryota, Metazoa, Arthropoda, Insecta, Hemiptera, Aphididae. Gene Ontology annotation, cellular component: membrane. The coding region runs from base 256 to 1692 and encodes 478 amino acids. The transcript is spliced from 8 exons.